Messenger RNA from Gorilla gorilla gorilla (western lowland gorilla), 3359 nucleotides. It is a transcript of the gene ARX, whose product is annotated as aristaless related homeobox. Bases 209 to 1786 code for a protein of 525 amino acids. Gene Ontology annotation, biological process: regulation of transcription by RNA polymerase II. Gene Ontology annotation, molecular function: DNA-binding transcription factor activity, RNA polymerase II-specific; RNA polymerase II transcription regulatory region sequence-specific DNA binding. The transcript has 5 exons. Lineage: Eukaryota; Metazoa; Chordata; Mammalia; Primates; Hominidae. The record is from RefSeq and is a predicted model, not a curated record.
UCCUGAGCGCGGAGAGGGCGAGCUCGGGCCGCGGGCAGGGCGGGAGCCGGCAGCCGGCAACCAAGGGAGGCAGAAAGGCACAAAGAUCGCAAUAAUAUCCGUUAUAACCCGCUAUCUAACCCCACCCCCAACACACACCCAUCCAUCCCACCCUCCGGGAGAGGCAGCCGGCGAUCCGCUCUCUGCGCCCUGGGAAAAAGCCCCAGCCAUGAGCAAUCAGUACCAGGAGGAGGGCUGCUCCGAGAGGCCCGAGUGCAAAAGUAAAUCUCCAACUUUGCUCUCCUCCUACUGCAUCGACAGCAUCCUGGGCCGGAGGAGCCCGUGCAAAAUGCGGUUGCUGGGAGCCGCGCAGAGCUUGCCUGCUCCGCUGACCAGCCGCGCCGACCCGGAAAAGGCCGUGCAAGGCUCCCCCAAGAGCAGCAGCGCCCCGUUCGAGGCCGAGCUGCACCUGCCGCCCAAGCUGCGGCGCCUGUACGGCCCGGGCGGGGGCCGCCUCCUUCAGGGUGCGGCAGCGGCGGCGGCGGCGGCGGCGGCGGCGGCGGCAGCGGCCGCCACGGCCACGGCGGGUCCACGCGGGGAGGCCCCUCCGCCGCCACCGCCAACCGCGCGGCCCGGGGAACGGCCGGACGGCGCAGGGGCCGCUGCGGCCGCCGCGGCCGCGGCCGCCGCGGCCUGGGACACGCUCAAGAUCAGCCAGGCGCCGCAGGUGAGCAUCAGCCGCAGCAAAUCGUACCGCGAGAACGGGGCGCCCUUCGUGCCGCCGCCGCCCGCGCUGGACGAGCUGGGCGGCCCGGGGGGCGUCACGCACCCAGAGGAGCGCCUCGGCGUGGCCGGCGGCCCGGGCAGCGCCCCGGCUGCGGGUGGUGGCACCGGCACCGAGGACGACGAGGAGGAGCUGCUGGAGGACGAAGAAGAUGAGGACGAGGAAGAGGAACUGCUGGAGGACGACGAGGAGGAGCUGCUGGAGGACGACGCCCGCGCGCUGCUCAAGGAGCCCCGGCGCUGUCCUGUGGCCGCCACUGGCGCCGUGGCCGCAGCAGCUGCCGCUGCAGUGGCCACAGAGGGCGGGGAGCUGUCACCCAAGGAGGAGCUGCUGCUGCACCCGGAAGACGCUGAGGGCAAGGACGGCGAGGACAGCGUGUGCCUCUCUGCGGGCAGCGACUCGGAGGAGGGGCUGCUGAAACGCAAACAGAGGCGCUACCGCACCACGUUCACCAGCUACCAGCUGGAGGAACUGGAGCGGGCCUUCCAGAAGACGCACUACCCGGACGUCUUCACCAGGGAGGAACUGGCCAUGAGGCUGGACUUGACCGAGGCCCGAGUCCAGGUCUGGUUCCAGAACCGUCGGGCCAAGUGGCGCAAGCGGGAGAAGGCAGGCGCGCAGACCCACCCCCCGGGGCUGCCCUUCCCGGGGCCGCUCUCUGCCACCCACCCGCUCAGCCCCUACCUGGACGCCAGCCCCUUCCCUCCGCACCACCCGGCGCUCGACUCCGCUUGGACUGCCGCUGCCGCCGCCGCCGCCGCCGCCUUCCCGAGCCUACCUCCGCCUCCGGGCUCGGCCAGCCUGCCGCCCAGCGGGGCGCCGCUGGGCCUGAGCACUUUCCUCGGAGCGGCAGUGUUCCGACACCCGGCUUUCAUCAGCCCGGCAUUCGGCAGAUUCCAUCUUCCUUGUCACUCAAGUGACCCGCUGCCAACGACACCCCCAUAUGUGCAAGCCCCGAUCUACACAGCAGUACAAGACAACGAAAUAAAAGAAACAGUUCAUCUUAUAACUCCCUUUCUUUAAUGAACAUCGAAUGAGGAAAUAAAAAGUCUGUAUAAUCACACAGACAAGGAAACAAAGGAGGGAUGUAUUGUGUUAGCGCAGUGAAAAUAAAACUGGAUGCAGCUUCAAUGAUCACUCUUUGGGAGAACAAAGAAAUAAUAGAUUCAUCCAACUGCGCAGCUGCUUAACAAAAAAUCAUCUUACAGAAAAUUAAGACUCGGAGUAAAUUUAGUUUCUUAUAACAAACCAAUAAAAUAAACAGCGAGCACACUGAAGCAGAGUUAGUGACUCAGUUUACCUAAUGGAACCAGGGCAUGUUACGCCACCUCCGGGUCACACUUUAUCAUUUCUUUCUGAGAAAAAUUUUAAAGUUCUGUCUCUCCCCUCCCUCCACUUUUUCCCUCUGACAAGUGACUUGUAAACCCAGGCGAACCGUGGCUGGAGGACCGAGUUGCGAGAUUCGGAGAGGCUGGAAGAGGGUCUGGGCUGGGGUGGUGCGAGGAGUGAGCAGUGGGCUUGGGAGAAGGAGGCGGCGCUCGGUGAGCCCAGGUGGGCUCAUUUCUAACCCUGGAAAUCCGGAAUUGGCCCCGCGGGCCUGGAGCCAGACCCCUCAGGGAGGCGGUCGGGAAAGCUCGCGGGCGCUCCAAGGCGGUGGGCGUGGGGGUGGUGUCCGGUGGCCCCGGGCCGCUCCGGCCACAGCUAAUGUCCCGGUGCUGUGUGCAUGGGGUGGAAGCGUCACGUGGAGUAAUUCGGUCGCCGCUUGGAGGCGGUGGCGCUGGCGUGGGUCCCAGGCUUGGGCAUCGCCUUGCGCCGCGCGCCAGGGUCGUGGGUCGGGGGCUCCCUGAGGCCAGAGGCUACAGGGGCGCGGGGAAGACAGCUGGGGUCGCCGCGCCAGGAUGUGGGGCUGCUGGCAGGUGACAACCGCCCGUGGAGCGGAAAUCAACAGGCGGUCGCCCUUCACUCUCACCCGCAGGCGCUGGCCAGACGCGGGUAGCUGAGUCCCGCGCGGAAGGGCGGCCGCGGCGGCGCGGGUGGCCCGGGAGGCCGGCGAGCUAGGCCUGUUUCUUCAGGGCGCAGAAAGUCCCGGGCCAAGGAGCCGGAGGGAGAUCUCAGAGCCUGCGGCGUGCGUCCGGGCAGCUGGAAUCCCACCUUCUCCGUCUUUUUUUCCUCCCCCCUCCCACCCUCCACCUUCCCUUCUUUUGCUGUCCUCUCCUUUUCUCCUUCCGCAUUCCCUCCUGGGAGAUAGUGUCAUUGCAGCCCCUGGCCUUGGAAUAAACCGUCCGUUUAAGCGAAACCACCGAAUCCACGCCACUGGGCCGUGGGGCUUGGGGUCUCCACGCCGGCCUGUGGACCCCGGCCCGGCCCCUCGGGGAAUAUCUGGACUCGGUCUUUUCCCCCCAGUCGGUUCCCUGCCCCGGGAAAGCCCUCUCUGCGGGGUCCAGCUUCCGCCCGCGCCCUCUGCCCACUUCCCCGCCGCGACCCAUCCGGGUCCCGUGGGUACCGCGCCCCUCAGCUGCCCCGGCGACAAGCGGCGGGAGACGCUGCCCGAGGCGCCGCGCACAGCUCCCGAGGCCAUGACCGCGCUGUUUGCUCU